Molecule: messenger RNA, 2931 nt
Organism: Trypanosoma rangeli
Lineage: Eukaryota; Euglenozoa; Kinetoplastea; Trypanosomatida; Trypanosomatidae
Exons: 1
Coding region: 1-2931 (976 amino acids)
Source: RefSeq, a predicted model, not a curated record
AUGUCGACAACAGCUGCCGCAGCAGCUGGUGAGAAUCCCUUGCAUGCCGUCCUUACCGAAAUGCUCUCGGAUGCGCAUGGAGGGUUCGUGAAGCAGACACGCGUGACGCCUCACCAAGGCAAUUGGAGGACACGGCAGGUGAUUCGGGAGUUGAAGGGAAUUAAAUCAGUGGAAGAUCUUCUUUCGACGGAGGAAGAGAUUCGAGGGGUCGUCAGAAGCCAGGAGACAAGAUGCCGUGUGAAACUUUUCAACGCCUUCUUAUCUGGUCAAUAUCUUAUGGAGGAGAGGGCAUCGGUGCACGCGGAGGAGGAGCGCUGCCGCCACACCUUGACGUGUGUGGCUCUCUCUGUGUUACACAAUGAGGCCAGCCUACUCUCCCUUGUUGGACAUGAAAUGUAUGGAAGAUAUUUACUUGUGAUGGCAUGGAAAGGGGACAGAGUGAAGUUCAGGAAAUGCCAUAAUUUGGAAGUCUUAGUACUAAAGGAGCAAGGCCGUCGUCGAUUCCUGACGCAAGCAGAGGGCAUAGACCGCAUGGAAACUGAACGGAGGUGCUUUCUGGCAGUGAGUCGUGAAAUUGACAUGGAACUUCAGCUUCAAAUAUUUUAUCGGGUUACUUCUGCAGCCCGUAUCAAACUUUCCAAGUUUACGCUUGACCUUGCGCUACUCACUGCGGACGAAGAGCGCGAGCGGUGUUCUUUGGAAAAACUGUAUUUGCUUAAACUUAGUUUGCUGGCAAAUGACCAAGAAAAUGCUGCAGCACGUUUGGUUGUUACUUCAGUCAUGCGGGCCUCCCUUAUGCGGCGGAAGUUACAAGAUGAUGCUCAGUGGCGGGAGCACGCCUCAAGGUUUAUCUUAUUGCCUGCUAAAGAGCUCGACAUUCGUUGCGUCAUUGAAAGAAAAGAAAUGGAGGAGCGUCAGACACUUUGGGUGACUUUCUUAACGACGUGGCGCGAUGUAUUUAAGCGUACAAUGAUCUCGGAAGAGGGUGCUGCUAUUGUAGAACGACUUGAACUGUACGAACGACGUUGUGUAUUUGAUCAGUGGCGGUUUGGUUUUAACGCACUUCACGAGAGACAGGAACGCGAUAAACGUGUUCUUGCAUGCCACGAGGCUGCUUGCGAUUGUUUCUUGCAAUAUGUUGCUGAUACGCUUUCUGCCUUGUGGAGAGAAGAAAGCGAGCAUUUUAAUGGGCUACGUAAGCGGUACUCGGAAUUUGUCUGGUCAAGCCGUAUGCUUCGAGCCACGACUGUGUUGGAUUUUGAAGAGCGUGCGGCGCGCCAACGCAUUAACGAGGGUGAGGCACGGGAAGUAAUAAAGGCGCGUUCCUUGCUUUAUAUUUGCCACUGCAAAGAGGCUGCAAUGCGGGGAACCGUGUCUAUUAUGGAGAUGGAAAAUGCCUGCCGUCUUUCUCUGAUGCAGUGGCACAUGCGGGCUGUGGAGGAUGCCGGCUUUCAACAUUUGCUCCAUGAGGAGGAGUGUCUUCGUCUUGAUAUUGAGUUUGAGGCCCGCAGCGCGUGGUCAGACAUUGUCCUGCAGGAGAGUGCGCCGCGUGGUCGCUCCGUAAGCUUGUUAGAGAGCUUAGAAGACGCGCAGCGUGCGCUUUACGUGAGGGAGGAACAUCGACACUUUACGAAUCACAAGCUGGUGUCGUUAAUGUAUGUAGAACAGAGUAAACGAAGACUUCUCCGCGAGGAGGAAGUGGAAGGUCGUGUGGGUCUUUACGCCUCUGUUUUGGCGCAGGUGGAGGCAUGGAACCGAUUGGAACUCCAGGCCGAAAGCCAACACAACUUUCUGCGCAUUUUACUCAGCGCCGCAGAGCACCGUGAGCAUGUCGAGCGGGCGGUCUUGGGUGUGUGUGAACACGAGAGACGUGAAUUUAUUUUUGGUAGUUUUGAUUACGCUCUUCCAUACUUGCGGAGCUGCGAGGUGGAUGAGUUGGAUGCCCGACUAGACAUUAUUAAUGAGGCUGAGCUCACUGUGGGUGCAUUGGCGUGCAGAUGGGGACGAAGCUGCCGUCUGGCGUACUGUUCAGAGGAGCUCCGCCUAAGCCAAUGCAUUCUGCGUUUCAUGUCUUUAACAGAACUGCUUCAGUGCCAUGAAGUGGAGUUGCUGGGUGUCGUUGAGCCGCUGUCUCGAAGGGCGGUUAUCGACAGGGAAGCAUUAGAGCGGUUACUCCUGUUGGUGGAGGCUCAUGAAGAGCGAGGUCGAAUGCGGAUUGAAAAGGCAGCCACUGAUGCCUACAACGCCACUCAAGACUUGUUUGACCGCCUGCUUUCGCGUGCAGAUGAAUGGCGUACGAGAGGCGUAUUGCGAGAGCCCGUUAUUCUCACUGGAAGGGAGGCUCUCAUCGACUACUUUCGUUGUCAAGAGACAUUUGUGGCGGUUCGUCUUCGAGCCCAACAGGAGAAAGCCAGAGAAUUGCUUGGGUCAUUCCUUACCGAUUUUUACUGGGGACGUGAUACCAUUGUGGUGGAGGAAUUUAUUGGGCGUGAAGGCAUUAUGGGGUCUCUUCUUCGACCACAUCUUCCCUCAUGUGUGGUGGGGCAGGAGUCUGGCACGCAGUUGACCGUUCGCCUUUACAGUAUUGCUUUGAUGACAAACGAUGCGUUGCGGUCGUUAUUCAUCAAAGUAUAUGACUCUGUGGAUGAUGUGGGAGUAACAUGCGAGCUGCAUGAGGCACAAUCCUUGAUUGCCGCCGGCCGCGUCUUUCGUGUCUGCUUCCCUCUACGUCUGAUGAAGUGGGUUCGACCCCUGACGAACGAGAGCAAUGUGCUCUACUUUGAGGUCAGAGAUAACGAGGGAAAUGUGUUUACGACUGCCUCUCUAUUUCUUAGAAGUGAAGAGUUGAAGCUUGCCCCUGGUGCCACAGUUGUACCAGUUACCACAGACGACAAACAUGGCAAGAUGAACGUGGUCCUUCAUGUACAUUAA